This is a messenger RNA of Papaver somniferum (opium poppy), 663 nucleotides long. Its product is annotated as probable LRR receptor-like serine/threonine-protein kinase At3g47570. Gene Ontology annotation, biological process: protein phosphorylation. The coding region runs from base 1 to 663 and encodes 220 amino acids. Gene Ontology annotation, molecular function: protein kinase activity; ATP binding. NCBI's taxonomy places the organism in Eukaryota, Viridiplantae, Streptophyta, Magnoliopsida, Ranunculales, Papaveraceae. The transcript has a single exon. The record is from RefSeq and is a predicted model, not a curated record.
AUGGAAGUUUCUUAUAAUGAGCUUCUGAAAGCUACCAAUGGAUUUAAUGAUUCGACCAACUUGCUUGGUGUGGGAUGUUUUGGUUCUGUGUAUAAGGGAAUUCUUCAUCAGGAUGAAUCAAGACCUGUUGCAGUUAAGCUUCUACACCUUCGGCAAAGAGGCGCAACCAAGAGUUUUAUGGAUGAAUGUGACGCCCUCCGAAAAGUUAGACAUAGAAAUUUACUCAAAAUCAUAACAUGCUGCUCAAGCGUUGAUUUUCAAGGUAGUGCUUUCAAAGCUCUAGUUUUUGGGUUCAUGACUAAUGGGAGUCUAGAUAAUUGGUUGCACCCAACAAUAAGUGACACAGACAACAACGAUGAAUUACUAGUAAAGAAUUUGAACCUGCAAAGAAGGUUGAACAUUGCAGUUGACGUUGCUUCUGCACUAAAUUAUCUCCACCAUGAUUCUGAAUCGCCUAUUGUUCAUUGUGAUCUGAAGCCAAGUAAUGUCCUUCUUGAUGAUGAUUUAAGUGCGCAUGUGGGUGAUUUUGGGUUGGCUAAGGUUCUUCAUCACACCUCUAGCAAUUCUAGACAGCUGAAUGAACAAGAUGCAAGUUCAAUUGCAAUAAAGGGCUCCAUUGGUUAUGUCUCCCCUGGUAAGAAAAUCAUGAUUAGCUGUUAUUGA